Messenger RNA from Fusarium venenatum, 1431 nucleotides. RefSeq lists its product as uncharacterized. Lineage: Eukaryota; Fungi; Ascomycota; Sordariomycetes; Hypocreales; Nectriaceae. The record is from RefSeq and is a predicted model, not a curated record.
AUGUUGGACGAAAACCUCCCCACCUAUCGAUUCAAAACAUCUUCAGAAAACCCGCUCAACAAUAUCCUCUACUUUUCGCAUAAUGGAUCAGAUCCGUCGCCUGAAUACCUCGUGAAGCGCCCCUCGCCCUCCGAUGCCAAUGGUCAAUAUGCGCUUGGCAUGUUCGAUUCCCUCAACACUUCGGUGAUAUAUGCAGAAGUCGACGUCAAACCCGACUGGGUAGCACCCACUCUAUCCGCUGCCGAAAUCCGCGCGCAAAACGGUAACCCGCCGCCCAAGACUCCCGCCACACCGGACAACUUCGCCGUUUCGCUGUACAACCCUGACCAGAAUAUCGCCGUCAAACAACAUCCGGGAAGUUGGGGAAAGAGUGAUAUUUGGGAAUUUGAACUCCCAGAGAGGUCCUUCAAGCUGCCGAGUGCCAGUCAGAUCGACCAAGAAGACCGACCGCCCAUUACCGAGCUCGUUCCCAAGGUAGUGUUCCGAUGGAAACGAGAUGGCCGGUUAAGUAAGGACAUGACAUGCUACAUGACUGGUAGAAACGUGGGUGGAAAGAAGAGCAAGGAGCCCGAUAUCACCGUGGCCUUUUUCCGAGCCAAGCACGACUCGAUAUUGACCAUUUACGAACCUAAUAUGGCCCGGGUUGAGAUUGAGGACCGAAGAGGUCUUGAAAUCACUCUUCUAAUGAGUGCAGAAACCAUAAAAGAUCUCUAUAUGAACCCAAGCCAGGAUCCUUUCAACAUCCUUACCUCAUCGAAUGGCCGACGUCGCCAGAAUUCUCGUCCAGCAGCAAACUCUUCCACCGGACCAACAAUGGCUGGAGCCUUGAACAACAAUCGGCCAUCAUCACCUCCUCGCGCCCAGCCCGCGCAGCAAACCCCAAACAACGAUGCUCAACGCCAGGCCGGGGUUGAAGCCGAGACAAAACGGUUACAAGCCAUGGUAGCGGAGGAGGAGCGUGAGAGACUGGAGCGUGAGAAGGAAGAAGAGGAAGAGCGCAAGAGGAUCCAGAGGAUGCUGGAGACUGAGGAACAAGAACGUCGGAAGCGGGAGGCCGAGGUUGAUCAGGAGACGGAGCGCCUACGUCGAGAGUUUGGCAUGGCCGGCCAAGAUUUCGACAACCAAACAGGCGCAGGUCACCCAUCACCACCGUUACCCCCUCGACCUCAGUUCUCUUCCGGUGCAUUACCUGCUCGACCCAACAGCGUUGGACCAGCACCAAAUGGUCGCCCACAACCAAACUUUGCGCCACCUCCUUCGCAGCCUCAACCUGGUCCCAGUGAGAAUGGCAAGAAGCGCCAUGGUCUAGGUAGUUUACUACAAGGACCUUACGCAGGACCUGCGGCGGCAAGCGUCAGUGGUUUCUUCAGCAGUCGGAAGGAUGAGGAGAAGCGGAAGAAGGUACAAAAGAAGCGCAGUGUACAUUUUUAA